Molecule: messenger RNA, 1473 nt
Organism: Paramecium tetraurelia
Lineage: Eukaryota; Ciliophora; Oligohymenophorea; Peniculida; Parameciidae
Exons: 1
Source: RefSeq, a predicted model, not a curated record
AUGAUUAAUGGAUGCAAACUCAAAGAUUGUUAAAAUUUAGUUUCAAUACUUACAGAUAUCCUUCCUUAUGCAUUAUAUAAUGGUGCAAAUAAAGAUGAACGAUUAUUUGUUCUGUAAAAGGUUUUUCGAAAAUUUCAAUGUAUAUUUUUGCUUUAAAUUUGGUCAAAUUAAAAUAAAGAAGUAGUUGAAAGGCUUAAUUUAUAAUAAGACAUUAAUGAAAUAUAAUCAAUCAAAUUAUUUUAAUUAGCAGAAGAGAGUUUAAAUUAUCAAUAAUAAAUAAAAUAUUAAGAAGAACAAAUAGCUGGAUUGAGACAACAAUUGGAUAAAACAUAUAGCGUUAAUGAAGAAUUGAUGAGAUAACUUUCUUCAGUUAACAAGAAAAGUGCUAAUUUAAUCAUAGAGCUAAAUAAAUAACAAAAUCAAUUUCAAGAAAUUACUAUCCAGUAGCAAAUAAAAAAUAUAGAUGAGAACUCUAUAAAAAUUGAAUUUGAGGAUGCAUAAUUUCAGAAGAGUGCAUAAAAACUUAAAAUUGAGCAAGAAUAAACGAUAAAUUAAAUGAAGGUUUUAUUAUAAGAAUUUUAAGAAUUUCAAUCCAAUCGUUAACUGAAUUUAAAUAGGGUUAAAGAUAUCGAUUAAUCUUAAGUUGAGAAUAUGAUCAACUUAAUUAAAGACACAAUAAGGACAAUAAAGUAGAUGGAAUAAGUUAUAAUCAAUUUUAAAAUAGAAUUAGAAUCAUAUAUCACAAAUUAAAAUGAUUAUGUAAAGGAGAAAAUUUAUGAUAUAUUCAAGAAAUUGGAGAAAAACACGGCUUGUUUCAGUUAUGUAAAACAUAUUUUUGAAAAGACAGUAAUAAUCUUAGAGACGGUAGAAUCUAUGAAUUAUGAGCUUCAAUAGGAAAAAUAACUUCUUGAAGAUUAAGUUAAAAGUUUAUAAGAUUAAAAUAUUGAAUUCGAAAAUAAAAUGUCAAAUUUAUUGACUAAAAUGAACUAACAAACAAUUGAAGAAAAAGAAAAAAUUAUUAUAGAUUAAGUAAAUUAAUUAACUAAUUAAUAAUAAGAUAAUCAGAAAACCUCUUUAGGUUAUGAUUCUGAACUCAAAAAUAUUUUCAUUUAGUAAAUAACAAAUGAUAUAAAUAAUUUGGUUAGUAUUAAUUUAGCAUUCUUUUUAUCAUAGAAUAGUAAUCCUAUUUUUAAAUUACAAAAUUAAGAAUUAAUAAAUAACACAAAUAAGUUGAUCACUAAAUUACAAUCAUAAAAUGUAGCAAUUGAUAUUGAUAUUCUGGGGCAAGAAUUGAAAAGUAAUUUGAAAUCGAUUGAGUAGGUAUAUCUGAGGUUUAGCAAUAAUUCAGUUGUUAAUUAGUAUAAUUAUCAAAAUUUAUAAUACCUAUUAAAAUUGUUGUAAAACUUAUCAUAUUAUAAGAAAGAAAUUGAUAGAAUUCCAAAUAUUGAUAAUUCCUUGAAAUAAUUUAAUUGA